Molecule: messenger RNA, 609 nt
Organism: Nelumbo nucifera (sacred lotus)
Lineage: Eukaryota; Viridiplantae; Streptophyta; Magnoliopsida; Proteales; Nelumbonaceae
Gene: POLD4
Product: polymerase delta 4
Biological process (GO): DNA-templated DNA replication; DNA synthesis involved in DNA repair
Cellular component (GO): delta DNA polymerase complex
Molecular function (GO): DNA-directed DNA polymerase activity
Source: RefSeq, a predicted model, not a curated record
UCCUCACCCAGCAAUUUCAAAAUUUGAAAUCUCUCAGCAGCAGCGGAAGCGGAAGAAGAAGAAGAAGAAAGGAUAGAAUGGCAACGGGAAGCAUGAAAAACUACUACAAGCAGAAGAAGAGCGGCAUCGGAAAAUCUCCCUCGAAGCCCAAAUCCAAACCCACCAACAAAUCACCCGCCAUUUCUUCCAGCUUGGGUUCUGAUCUUGCCCAACCUACAGUCCUCAUCGCUCAUGGUUCACCCGAUCUCAAAGUUUUAGAUGAGUUUGGUGAAGAUGAGGAGGUUCUGAGGCAAUUCGACCUGAACAUGGCGUAUGGACCGUGCCUUGGGAUGAGUAGAUUGGAUCGAUGGGAGCGUGCUAAUAGUCUAGGUCUGAAUCCACCCAAAGUGGUGGAGAGUCUCCUGAGAGGAGGUAAAACCGGGGUGGAUUGUCUGUGGGAUGGCCGAGUUUAGUAAAUCAGAACUUGUAUUGAACAUGGUUCUAGUGGAAAUGUACUGCCACUGGCUGUACUCUUUUGUACUCCGUGAAAUAAUAUUUUGUGGGCUACUUUGAAGUAUUUCAUCUAUAUAUAGAAUACGGAAUUGUUUUCUGUUGUAGAUUCUUGAUUGA